CCAGCACCGGCCGCUAUUCCAGCAACCACACACCCCCCGCCCCCUCUCAAAGAAAGAAAGAAAGAAAGAAAAACAGUCGGGAUCCAAGCAUGCCACAACAGCGGCGGCUAGGUAUCCGCCUCUCCUCCCCCAAAGUCACCGCAGGCGCAGCAGCAGGCUUCCCCCGUCCGAGAGAGCGCGGAGCUUCCGCCGAGUGAUGCCACAGCUGCAGCGGGAGGAGCGCCCAGCUACGCGUGUACUGCCGAAGCCUGCCGGAGGACCCGACACCACCAGCCCGGCCUUUGCCAGAAGAGGAGAGUGCCCCCCCUCCCUCUCUCCCACCUCCCUCCCCUCUCUCGGCUCUGCUCCCGUCCCGACUCCAGGAUGUCCGAAAGCAGCGCAAGUCCCGCGGACCGGACGAUCAAAUCGGUCCCCUUCCCCCUGGCCCACCGGCUGACCAUGAAGGAGGUGUUUGACUCGGAGGGCCGGCCGCGGGUGGACCUGCUCAAAGCUCACCUCACCAAGGAGGGCCGGCUGGAGGAAGCCGUGGCACUGCGCAUCAUCGAUGAGGGCGCCGCCAUCCUGCGCCAGGAGCGAACCAUGUUGGAUAUCGAGGCGCCAGUCACGGUGUGUGGCGAUAUCCACGGCCAGUUCUUUGACCUGAUGAAGUUAUUCGAAGUGGGAGGUUCUCCUGCCAACACACGCUACCUCUUCCUUGGGGACUAUGUGGACAGGGGCUACUUCAGUAUCGAGUGUGUGCUGUACCUGUGGUCACUGAAAAUCCUCUACCCAAAGACGCUCUUUCUUCUACGAGGAAACCAUGAAUGUAGACAUCUGACCGAAUAUUUUACCUUCAAACAAGAAUGUAAGAUCAAGUACUCAGAACAGGUGUACGAUUCCUGCAUGGAGGCGUUUGACUGUCUUCCCCUGGCGGCACUGAUGAACCAGCAGUUUCUCUGUGUGCAUGGGGGGCUUUCACCAGAAAUCCACACACUGGACGACAUCAAGAAGUUGGACCGGUUCAAGGAGCCCCCGGCGUUCGGGCCCAUGUGCGACCUGCUGUGGUCCGACCCCCUGGAAGACUUUGGCAACGAGAAGACCCAGGAGUAUUUUGGCCACAACACAGUCAGAGGAUGCUCCUACUUCUACAGUUAUCCUGCAGUGUGCGAGUUCCUACAGACCAACAACCUGCUGUCGAUCAUCAGAGCGCAUGAAGCCCAGGAUGCUGGAUAUCGCAUGUAUAGGAAGAGUCAGACUACAGGCUUCCCCUCCCUCAUCACCAUCUUCUCUGCUCCUAACUAUCUGGAUGUCUACAACAACAAAGCGGCAGUCCUGAAGUACGAGAACAAUGUGAUGAACAUCCGUCAGUUCAACUGCUCUCCACAUCCCUACUGGCUGCCCAACUUCAUGGACGUCUUCACGUGGUCGCUGCCCUUCGUAGGAGAAAAGGUGACUGAGAUGCUGGUAAACGUCCUGAGUAUCUGCUCGGAUGAUGAACUCAUGGACGGAGAGGAAAUCUAUGACGCCAGUGCAGCAGCAGCAAGAAAAGAAGUUAUCAAAAACAAGAUCCGGGCCAUUGGGAAGAUGGCCAAAAUGUUCUCUGUGUUACGGGAGGAGAGUGAGAACGUUUUGACCCUGAAGGGGCUGACUCCUACAGGCAUGCUGCCCAGUGGGGUCCUGUCCGGGGGCAAGCAGACCCUGCAGAGUGCUACCAUUGAGGCCAUUGAAGCAAUCGAGACAGUUAAGGAUGCUGAAGCCAUCCGAGGCUUCUCUCCGCAGCACCGGAUCAGCAGCUUCGAGGAGGCCAAGGGUCUGGACCGCAUCAACGAGAGGAUGCCGCCUCGGCGCGACGCCGUCAACAGCGUGGGCCUGUCGAUGGGCCGCAUGAACAUGGGCGAGCCCAACGGGACCGACAACAACAGCAAUAUCCAGUGAUCGACAGAAGAAGAAGAAGAA
Fundulus heteroclitus (mummichog) is the source of this 1935-nucleotide messenger RNA. It is a transcript of the gene ppp3cb, whose product is annotated as protein phosphatase 3, catalytic subunit, beta isozyme. Gene Ontology annotation, biological process: calcineurin-NFAT signaling cascade. The transcript is spliced from 14 exons. Gene Ontology annotation, cellular component: cytoplasm; calcineurin complex; cytosol. The coding region runs from base 364 to 1914 and encodes 516 amino acids. Gene Ontology annotation, molecular function: calmodulin binding; calmodulin-dependent protein phosphatase activity. The record is from RefSeq and is a predicted model, not a curated record. Lineage: Eukaryota; Metazoa; Chordata; Actinopteri; Cyprinodontiformes; Fundulidae.